Messenger RNA from Penaeus vannamei (Pacific white shrimp), 930 nucleotides. The record is from RefSeq and is a predicted model, not a curated record. Lineage: Eukaryota; Metazoa; Arthropoda; Malacostraca; Decapoda; Penaeidae.
UUACCUUUACAUGCCCUUUUUCCUCAGUGAAGAAAUCAUAACCAUGGCAACGGGUCUCAAGGUGUACUUCUGUGGCAGCAUCAGAGCUGGCCGAGGAGACGUGGAGAUUUAUGGUCGCAUUGUGGAGAUGCUCGGGAAGUAUGGCACCGUUUUGACACCUUUCGUGGCUGAUCCAAACCUGACAGUACAUUCAGCUGAAGAAGGAAAAGCAAAAACUGACAAGGAAAUCUAUGAUCGUGAUAUGAGCUUACUAGAGGAAUGCCAUGCUAUUGUUGCAGAAGUAACACAGCCAUCCCUUGGUGUUGGAUUUGAGCUCGGCCGUGGUGUGGCAAUGAAUAAGAAGAUCCUCUGCUUGUAUAGACCUCAGCCAGAAAAGAGACUGUCUGCAAUGGUCCGUGGGGCAGAGAAGGAUGGCUUCUUUACUACUAAGGAUUACAAGGAGGAAGAUCUCCCUGCUAUCUUUGAUGAUUUCUUCCAGAACUUUUUGCGCCGAGAUAGGAAGGACAGCCUCGACUGGAAAAGUUACGAACCAAUGUAAAUCAUAUCGAGUACUUUCAGGAAAGGUUAACACAGUGCUUUCAUAUCAGUUCCUUGAAAUUUGCUUGGAUGGGAUACAGCAUUUAAUGUCUUCUGUAGAAUGGAUUCUAUAAUAUUGUCCAUCUUUGUCUCGGAUUUACCAUUUCUGUCUUUAUCAACAGUAUUCUUGUUGGGCCAAUUGAAUUCAGUUUGAGAAUGAUUUUGAUAGAUACCUGUGUAUCAUGACUUCAUUACAAGAAAAAUGCUAUUAAGAGGCAAGUCUUUGUUAGAAUGUAAUAAUUUUUGAAUCACAAAGAUUUUACUUUAAUGCACAUUGCAUUUAAUGUUAAUAUUUUGACAGUAUUUAAAAAAAAAUCCACUGUAUUGUUAAAGAAAAUAAACGGGUAAACUUCA